Drosophila subobscura is the source of this 1068-nucleotide messenger RNA. RefSeq names its product peritrophin-48-like. Lineage: Eukaryota; Metazoa; Arthropoda; Insecta; Diptera; Drosophilidae. Gene Ontology annotation, molecular function: chitin binding. Gene Ontology annotation, cellular component: extracellular region. The transcript has a single exon. The record is from RefSeq and is a predicted model, not a curated record. The coding region runs from base 16 to 1035 and encodes 339 amino acids.
ACCACAGUCUUCAAGAUGGCGCCAACUUUUCAAUUGCUUUUGCUGCUUGUGGUGCAGUGCCUGGUGGGCGCUUUGGCAGUGAAUCCUUUCGAUGUGGGUGCUCGAGCAGCGUCCAAUCCCUGCCAGGAUGUGCGUGUGGCUGGCUUCAUUUGUGUGGAUUGCGCCACAUUGGGCUACUGCCUGCACGAUGGCAACGGCCAGUGGGAGACACAAACGAUGAUGACGUGCCAGUCGGAUCACAGUUUCUACUGCACGGACGAGGGCACCUUUGGCUGCACCUGGCAGUCCAAGUGCCGUGUCCCGGUGCGUGGCAAGUUCUACUGCCAGCAGCCGGGCAUGUUCCCAGAUCCCUACGACUGCCGCAACUACCACGAGUGCAGCACCCAGAACGUGGACACCCCGCGGCAGUGCGGGAACGGAGCGGCCUACUCCACCCUCACCGACAGUUGCACCCUGCCCAAGGACAGUGACCAGUGCUCGGCUGCCCAGUAUACCUGCAGUCGUGCUGGGCAGACGGGCGCCUGGCCGGCGGACAGUCGCUUCUAUUACAUUUGCCAAAAGGAUACGGCUGCCGCCGCCUUCUUCCCCCUGCUGAUGCGUUGCUCCGAGGGAUAUGUCUUCAACGGUUACAGCUGUGUGACGCCAACCAAGAAGUUGGCAUCCUCGCGAAUGCUGGGUUCCAGAUCCUGCACUAAUUAUGCCAUCUCCACGUGCCCUGGCGCCACGGCCAGCGAUGAGUACUGCCUGUGCAUCGAUGGCGCACUUCAGACACAACAUUGUCCCGACGGCUCGUACUUUGAUGCCCAGCGAUUGGUUUGCCAUCAGGGCACCUUAGUAGAUCCAUCUGAAACUCCCUCCAACUCGGGCUCCACCCCAGGCGGCAGCUGUCAGCGCGUGGGAAUGGUUGGCGAUUUGGCCAACUGCUCGACAUUCUAUCACUGCGAUGCCGUGGGCGCAACAAUGAAGCAAUCCCAGUGCCCCGCUGGCACGAUUUUCAGUCUCACGAAGUUUGUCUGCGAGGCAGGAAGUUGUUGAACAAACAAACAGAUUUACUCUCCCAAAAUAACA